Messenger RNA from Priapulus caudatus, 294 nucleotides. RefSeq lists its product as uncharacterized. NCBI's taxonomy places the organism in Eukaryota, Metazoa, Priapulida, Priapulimorpha, Priapulimorphida, Priapulidae. Bases 1 to 294 code for a protein of 97 amino acids. The transcript has 3 exons. Gene Ontology annotation, molecular function: DNA binding. The record is from RefSeq and is a predicted model, not a curated record. Gene Ontology annotation, biological process: DNA integration; DNA recombination.
AUGCUUGCCCUCCGCUACCAGUGUCGCCACCCUAGGACCGUGUCCUCAAUUUAUCAGGUCAAACUGUUUCAGGCUAUGUUUUUGUUGGCAUUUCAUGGGUUUCUUCGCAUUGGAGAGAUUGCGGUUGAUGGUCGAUCACCAGACAAUUUUUAUUUCGGAUUCGAUACCGCAAGAUACAAGUCGCACAGUUUCCGCAUCGGAGCUGCCUCAGAGUCAGCACGACAGGGUUAUUCGGACAACCAGAUCAGACAGAUGGGUCGGUGGAAAUCUGAUCAAGAGCUAAUAAUACUCUAA